Hippocampus zosterae (dwarf seahorse) is the source of this 3238-nucleotide messenger RNA. RefSeq names its product RNA binding motif protein 14b (gene rbm14b). Gene Ontology annotation, cellular component: cytosol. The transcript is spliced from 4 exons. Bases 97 to 1719 code for a protein of 540 amino acids. The record is from RefSeq and is a predicted model, not a curated record. Gene Ontology annotation, molecular function: zinc ion binding; mRNA binding. Lineage: Eukaryota; Metazoa; Chordata; Actinopteri; Syngnathiformes; Syngnathidae.
CCAAAACCCCUCCCCCUCCCCCUUGAAUGCCGGGCAGUCGGGCGGAAGCGGCCGCGACCAUUUUGAAAAAGAGCAGAAGCACCAGCGCGAAGCACCAUGGACAAGGGCCAAACGGUGAAGCUCUUUGUGGGCAACCUGGCGCUGGACGCCACCCAGGAGGAGCUGUCGGCCAUCUUUGAGCCCUACGGUCACGUGGUGAGCUGCAGCGUGCUGCGACAGUUCGCCUUUGUGCACCUGCAGGGCGAGGGCGCCGCCGAGCGCGCCAUCCGCGAGCUCAACGGCCGCGAGUUCCGCGGGCGCAACCUGGUGGUGGAGGAGUCGCGGGGGCGGCCGCUGCACUCCACCAAAGUCUUUGUGGGCAACCUGAGCGGCAUGUGCACCACCGAGGAUCUCCAGCAGCUCUUUCAGACUUUUGGCAAAGUUCUGGAAUGCGACAAGGUCAAAGGCUACGCCUUUGUGCACAUGGAGAACAAGGAGGACGCGCUCCAGGCCAUCGAGGCGCUUCACGGCACCUCCUUCAAGGGGCGGCCGCUUUCGGUGGAGCUCUCCAAAGUUCAGCCCAGCAAGCAGACGCCCACGGGCAAGAUCCCCUGCGUCAACUGCGGCAAGCAGGGCCACUACGCCGGCGAGUGCCCCGUGGGGAAGCCCACCCUGGAGCAGUACCAGAGCCAGGCGGCGGUGCUGGCGGCGGCGGCGGCGGCGGCCGCCGGCCUGCCCCUGCAGGUGCAGCAGAGCGUGCACAACUCGGUGUACAACACGUCCACCUUCGACCCCACGUACGCCGCCCUGACCGGCAUCACCACGGGCACGCGCACCGACGGCAACCCCGUCAACCCGGCCGUCUACGGCGCCCUCGCCAGCCAGGUGUACGGCGCCAACGUGGCCAACCAGCUGUACGGCUCGGUGGCCAACCAGGCGGCGCUGACGUCGGGGGCCGCCCAGGUGUACGGCUCGGUGGCCCCCAACCUCUACGGCCAGGUGGCGGCCGGUCCCGCCGCCGCCGCCGCCGCCGCCUCGGCUUACUACGCGCCGGCCAUGGCCAACCCCAUCUACCUGACGGCCGCGCCCGGGCUGGAAAUGCAGUCGGCGGCGGCCGUCAACCCCGCCUACACGGUGGCGCAGGCCAUGUCGCCCGCCUACGCCCACAUCACCGCCAUGGGCGCCGCCGACCCCGCCGCCGCCGCCAUCUUUGAGGCGGCCAGGCAGGCCCAUUAUUUUGCCCAAGGUCAGCAGGUGGUGGCCGAGCCGCAGGCGGCGGCCAAGUCGGGCGAGCGGGACCGCAGCCCGCUGCGACGGACCGCCGCCCCCCUCCUGCCGGACCCCAUCAUGAAGCCUUUCAUUUACCAGCGGGCCAAACCGCGGCGCUCCCUGCUCCCGACGCCCGCCGGCCGCGCCGCGGAGGAGGCGGCGUCCGAGGCGACCGAGGACCACGUGGCAAGAUACUAUGCUGACUACUACCAGCAGCUGCAGCAGUACUCUCCCUUCCAGUACGCCUACCCCUCCCCCGGCGCCAUGGCCGCCAUCUCGGGCGUGCAGGCGCUGCCCGCCAUGUCGGGGCAGCCCGUGGCCGCGCUGGACGCCCUCAGGCCGGUGGUGCCCGCCGCCGCCAUGGCCGCGCCCAGAGUGUAUGAGCCGCCGUUGCCGCCGACCACCCGCAAGGAGUCCGUCCUCCGCCGCCCCGAACUCUCCCUUCACACGCCUGAGUCCCCCUUCCGAUAGUCCGCCCCCACCCCCACCGCCCGACCCCCCCCCUCCUCCGCAUCCCCCUCCUUUGCUCCGUUCCUCCUCCCACGGGCCGCCGGGUGUGCGUUUGUUUGGGGGUGCCGGUGGGGGCCAUUAACCUGCUUGACCAGCUCGCCCGUCUUCCGCCGUCGCGGGGGGGCCGGCGGCACUCUCGCAAACUUUGGGUCGCGGGGCUUUGGAAAUGCGCCGCGGAACCUUUGCGGCCGACCUCGGUUUUGGCGCACCCGAGUUCAACUGGUCACGGCGCGCACGGCCGGAUGACCACAUUCGUCCGAGGCUGAUUGGAAUCGAUGAGUCCCCCCCGCCCGUGAGAUUGCCCAAUGACGCGUCGGACGAUUUCGUUCCGGACGCUUUCCUGCCGAUCGGCGUGUAGUUUCGUUUUUGUUUUAGUCCGUCGCAAAUAUCCCGAGUUCGAUCGGCAGUCCGGUUUCAUGGCAAUUUGUCCACAGGCCGAAAUCGUCCUUUCAAAGUAAAAGAAGUUGACGUCAUUGGAAACGCUCAUGGAAAUUAAAAAAAAAACAAGCACGUGCGCUUAUUUCAAGUCCAGAUGUCGAAAUUUCAUUUGAGGGCGAUUGCGAAAUGUCACCGGAAAGCCGAAUGCCCCCAACUUUGUGACGAGCGCCCGUUGACCCCUUUUUUUGGAGGGGGGGGGGCCAGUAGUGAGCCGCCUCCACGACUCGCCUGUGUUGAGGUCCUCAAGAAGUUAGGUUCUGUGCCACUCGUCAUCCUCCCACGUGUGUGUUCAAGUGCAGGGGGGGGGGUCUUUCCUAAACAAGUUUUUCUAUUGCCUUAUCUCAGCUCGUCGAGUCAAGAAGUCAGACAAGCACAUGCUGGGGUGGGGUGGGGGGGGGGUUGUCAAAGCACACAAGAAGCUUUAGUUUCUUCUCUCCCACCGCCCCCGCUGUUGUCAUGGCAACGCAAGAAGCCACUGCCUCACCUCCUGAUUUCUAUCCAGCAGCUCCCACCUUAGCCCUCAUUUCACCUCCCAUCCAUGGAUAGCACCCCCCCCCCUUUUAUUUUGAUUGUGUUUUUAUUAUUUCCUGUCGGUUUCUGCCGUGCAUGUCGACUUGGGAAUGCGCAGCUGGACUCGGUGCCUCCGCAACAAGUACGUGAGGGGGGGGGGGGCUCGCUUACGUUGACCUCGCACGGAAGACGCGCCAUUGAGUUUGGUGGGGGAAGGGACUCUUAUCUUCCUUGACUCCAAAUGCCAUCUAUUUGUUCCCCCCCCCCCAAAAAAAAGACAUUUUUAUUUUUCUUAACGAUCUGACAGCUGCACAUAGACACGGUGUUCCCCACCCCCUGCCCCCACCCCACUGCAAUCACCCAACUGCCUUGCUACGCCCCCCCCCCCCCACCAUGUGGUGGUUGCAUCCUUUGUCGAACUUUGCGGACUCUUUAUGUUUUAUUUGUUUGAGGGAAUGCUGGGAUUGCCACGUGUAUCCAAACUUUGAAUAAACCUUGGCUGGCUGUUUGCUGCUGACUAAAGGAACACAAA